AUGCACGCUGUAUUUGCCGGAAUCAUGUUUCUCCGCCGGCACACUCCACCUCCACCUCCACCUCACUUCCACCACCCACCGCCAACCAUCCUCAACCACACGCCGCCGUCACCACCCCACUUCAAUCACCCACCACCAUCACCACCCCACUUCAACCACCCACCACCUCCACCCAUCUUCAACCAAACACUGCCGUCACCACCCCACGUCAACCACACGCCGCCGUCACCACCCCACGUCAACCACACGCCGCCGUUACCACCCCACUUCAACCACCCACCACAAUCACCACCCCACUUCAAUCAAACAGUACCACCAGCUCCACCCAACUUUAAACACACACCAUCACCCAUCUUCAACCACUCGCCACCGGCCAUCUUCAACAACACACCACCUCAUCAGUCACUACUUUCUAUUCUGACCGUCGGAAUAUUGGGGGCUAUUCUCGUAUGUGUUGUUUUCCUUAUAGUUGUCGUAGGGUAUUUGAUUAUGAGGUUGAGACAAGGUAAUGGAGGAGGUGCGCCGCCUGCUGGUAGUGAACGGCAGCCUCCGGUGCUUGUUGGUAGUGAACGGCCGCCUCCGUUGCUUGUUGGUAGUGAACGGCCGCCUCCGUUGCUUGUUGGUAGUCAACCGCCGCCUCCGGUGCUUGUUGGUAGUCAACCGCCGCCUCCGGUGCUUGUUGUCAACCGCCGCCUCUGUUGCUUGUUGGUAUUGCUUGUUGGUAGUCAACCGCCGCCUCUGUUGUUUGUUGGUAGUCAACCGCCGCCUCCAGUGCUUGGUGGUAGUCAACCGCCGCCUCCGGUGCUUGCUGGUAGUCAACCGCUGCUUCCGGUGCUUGUUGGUAGUCAACCGCCGCCUCUGUUGCUUGUUGGUAGUCAACCGCCGCCUCCGGUGCUUGUUGGUAGUCAACCGCCGCCUCCGGUGCUUGUUGGUAGUCAACCGCCGCCUCUGUUGCUUGUUGGUAGUCAACCGCCGCCUCCGGUGCUUGUUGGUAGUGAACAGCCACCUGGUGGUGGUCAGGGAGGUCCAGUGCUUGUUGGUAGUCCACAGGCAUCGGUAGGUUCGCAGCCUGUUAGUAGUCAGCCUAGUGGUGGUCUGGGAAGUCCGCCUCCGCCUCCGUUUGGAAAUCCGCCUCCAUCUCCGACUGUUUAUGAAUCUGAAGCUUCAUCAUGGAGUCUUCCGUAUGAAAGUAGUACUGAAUCAUGGCAACCGAUACAUUAUGCUGCGGAUGGCCUUCGGGCAGCUACAAACUCUUAUGCCUUUGAUAGGGUCCUUGGUGUAGGAGGUUUCGGAACAGUCUACCGGGGGGAAUUUUCUGGGGGAGUGAUGGUUGCCAUAAAAGUCCUAGGAAGACGUUUAGUUAUGGACAAUGUUUAUAAAACCGGACUGGACGUCGGACCGGCAUCCUUACCGGUUCACUGGUCGAACCGGCCGGAUCGGUCGAACCGGGUAUAA
Helianthus annuus (common sunflower) is the source of this 1455-nucleotide messenger RNA. RefSeq names its product leucine-rich repeat extensin-like protein 3. NCBI's taxonomy places the organism in Eukaryota, Viridiplantae, Streptophyta, Magnoliopsida, Asterales, Asteraceae. The record is from RefSeq and is a predicted model, not a curated record. Gene Ontology annotation, molecular function: ATP binding. The transcript has 2 exons. The coding region runs from base 1 to 1455 and encodes 484 amino acids.